Molecule: messenger RNA, 3510 nt
Organism: Lethenteron reissneri (Far Eastern brook lamprey)
Lineage: Eukaryota; Metazoa; Chordata; Hyperoartia; Petromyzontiformes; Petromyzontidae
Product: transcription factor Sox-11-like
Biological process (GO): brain development; neuron differentiation; negative regulation of transcription by RNA polymerase II
Cellular component (GO): nucleus
Molecular function (GO): DNA-binding transcription activator activity, RNA polymerase II-specific; RNA polymerase II cis-regulatory region sequence-specific DNA binding
Source: RefSeq, a predicted model, not a curated record
GCCCACGUGUUUGGCGGUGUUUAUACACCGCGGCGGAGCUUGGCUUUAAAGCUACCCCCCCGCCGCACCGAAGAUAAAGUGAUUCUCAGUAUUAUUAUUUUAUAUAUAUAUACCCCAACGACAAACUAAAUCCAUUCCUGGAUGUCUCAUUCGCAGUGAAAAGAAAAUGUAGCUACAUUCGUACCGUGCGAUAAUACAUCCGAAUCGCAACCCUAUGGCUCAGGACACGUAAAGAAGCGGGGGGGCGGUGGGUUAGGUAUUUAGCCGCCGUGCACGUAGACGCGACUGCACUGCUGCGCGAGGUUGUCGGGGGGGUGGUGGUGGUGGUGGUGGGGGGAAACGUUGCGGCUGAGCGAGCAUGGUGCUGCACGCCUCUGGGCUCCCAAGCAGCGCUGACGACUGCCUGUCCGCCGCCGAGAUGAGCGACUCGGAGGGGAGCGACCUGGAGCCGGGCUCCUGCAUGCCGCCGUCCCCGGCUCGCGUCGCCGACACGGCCGGCGCUGUUGGCUCGGCGCUGGGUGGUGGUGGUGCCGCCUCGGGCAGCGGCAACGGCGGCCAGCCGGACUGGUGCAAGACGGCGAACGGGCACAUCAAGCGGCCCAUGAACGCCUUCAUGGUGUGGUCCCAGAUCGAGCGGCGCAAGAUCAUGAUGGAGUCGCCGGACGUGCACAACGCGGAGAUCUCCAAGCGGCUGGGCCGCCGCUGGAAGCAGCUCAAGGACUGCGAGAAGGUCCCCUUCAUGCGGGAGGCGGAACGCCUGCGCCUCAAGCACAUGGCCGACUAUCCGGACUAUAAGUACCGGCCCCGCAAGAAAGCCAAGACUCCCGGCGGAGGGGGAGGAGGAGGAGCGGCGGGAGGCUGCGCUGCUGCUGCUGCUGCUGCCGGGGGCGGCGCGGGGCCCGUGUCCCCGCAGGAGAAGCCGCUCAAAUCGAGCAAGAAGGGCGAGCCGGCAAAGCGGCAGCAGCAGAGCAGCGGCGGCUCCGGUGGCAAAUCCAAAGCGCAGAAGCUGCCGCCUCACCUGCGGGCACCCUCGGGCGGCCGUGGUCUCAAGACGGUGACCACCAAGACGGUGCGGGACCUGCUGGCGCCUCCACAAGCCCGGCACCACCACCAUCAUCACAAUCAUCAUCAUCAGCAGCUCGGCAACCAUCACCAGCACUCGUCCAGUCAGCCCACGUCCCCCGCCGCGGUGCCGCCCAGCCCGACGCUGAGCAGCGGAUCUGCGGAGGGCCGCGAGUCCGCGAGCUUCUACGAGGACAUCUCGGGCGUGCGAGUGACGACCAUCAAGAUCGAGCCCGGCUCCGUGUCGCCGUCCGUGGUGCCCUCCGUCUCGGCGCCGAUGGCCACGAUGCUUUCGUCCGGAGGAGCCGGAGGAGCAGCGGGAGGGAUGGACGACUCGAUCCUGGACUUUGCGCUGAGCGCGUCCGAGCGGGGCGAGCUGCAGCUGCAGACGCUGGGCAGUAUCGGCCUCUCCACGCUCGACCGAGACAUCGACUCGCUAAGUGACGGCAGUUCUGCGUCUCACUUUGAUUUUCCAGACUAUUGCACCCCGGAGGUGAGCGAGCUCAUCUCUGGUGACUGGUUCGAAUCGAGCAUCACCAACAUGGUCUUCACGUACUGACCGCCCCCCCCUCUCUCUCUUACCCCCUAAGCGAGCAAGCGAGAGGGCCACCAUGGACUUGCCGGUCACUUCUUGUGGCAUGCGCUCGCCAAGGAUGAGUUUUGUGGAGGGGAGAGGGUGGGAGAUGAUCGCGUGGAUCAUCUCGGAAGAGCGAGUGAGUGUGCGAGCCAAGACGAGGCUCGCUCACUUCAAAGUAUUUGAGACUUAAAUUUUUUUUUGUUUUUUUUAUACGAAUAUAAAUUGAGUUGACUGAUUUCAAAACCCAGCUUUACCAGCAUUGUGCAUUGGUCGCGCUGACUUUCUCCGGCCCCCAAUCUUUUUUUUUUCCGAUGGGAGAUGCAGAGAGCGCGAGUGAGAGAGAGCUGUCACUCGUUAAAGGAGUCUGGAAGAUGACCCACCAAGGGAAUCUAUCCAAAGCCGCGGUUUCCUCUGCCACACUCGGGAGGUUUAAAGUCCACGGUUGGAAUCCUCUACCUGCCUUUUUGGACACACCAGGAGCUUCUUCAGCAAGUCCGCAUGCUACCAAUAUUGAUACCGCAAUAGCCGAUAAGUCCAAAAUAACGCUUGGUUAACCAUGAGUCUGUCUACCGAGUCCGUGAAAAGUGUAUUUAUACUGUAUUUACAUUGUAGCUGGACUGCAUUGACAUUAACUUAACGACGGGGGGGCGGGGGGAGGGUUUUUAUAGGUGUGUUUAGAUUGCCUUGUGUUAAAAAACAGACCGUGCUCGAUGAUGAUUUAGUUUCAUUAGUUUGCGGAUAAGGCGAAUAAGGUUGUGAGGAUGAUGAUGAUGGCAGCGUGCAAAACGCCGCGGCGAGGAGGGAUUAGGAUGGCGACUCGAGACAUAUUUGAGGAUGAGUGGGGGGAGAAUGCACGGCAUAUAUGCUUGUAGAUAAUUAUAUCCAUUGUGCGGUUGAGAGACGGGUUUUAUCUUUAGACCCAUGGUCGGGGUGUCGGAGUGGGAGGGAUGGAUUUAGGGAGGAGGGUUUGGGUUUUAGUAGGCGCGUUUUUUUCGUACAGAUGUCUUCUCUCUGCGUUGCCAUCCAAGACGUGCACCACUAGGUGGCCCUAUCUCUAAACCGACAGAAACUCACUCCCCAACACGUGCAUUUGUGGUUACAAUUGAGAAUUACUCCGUCCGUGCGUGCGUCCAUUCGCUCACUGACUUGAUUUUUGUUGUUACUGUUGCUUGUUUUAAGUGUACGGUUGAGAGAGGAGGGGGGGGAGGUAUUUUGGUUGGAGGUUUUUUUUUUCUUCUAUGGAUUUAAAUGUACAUAUAUAAACAAUAUAACAGCACCUGCCUGUCGGAAACACAUUUGGAACAACAAAUGACCACGUCCACGUAAAAGGGCUUGAUUCUAUUUGCAGUACAGAGUUUUUUCUUAUACGUCAUUUCGAUCGAAAACUUUGUACAAAGAUUUAUUUUCUCUAUGUAUUUUUGUAUAAAAAAAGAGUAAAACAAAAAUCGUAUUCAGAACUCGCGCCCUUUCUUUUUCCUUUUCGAUGUUUUUGAGGAUUGUCUCAUAGGCGCGUGUUUACAUUUUUGCCAAUACUCGGCAUGCGUGCUAAUGGUAAAGCAAUGCUCCAUCUCACCACGCAUAUAAACUGUAUCGCUUAAUGUGUUGUUAUUUAAAGGGUUACACGGUGACGAUGUAUUUAUGGUUAUGAAGAUUACAAUCUAGUUGAGAAAAAAAACGUGAAAUCGUGGCUAGCGGUAGUAAAAAAAACGAGUUUGUGAAAUGUACGAGUUUAGACGACGAUAGUGCCGUUUUUUUCUUGUUCUUGACAUGCUUAUCGGUGGUGUACGGUUGACAUUGCCAUUUGUGUAUCUUUUUUGAUACUUAAAACUCACACAAGCGCAUACGGUUCAUAAUAAAUGAUCUCACCAGCU